AUGCCGACAUAUCCCAUCCGCCGCCGACCGCGCGAGUGUAAGACCUGCCUGCCAUGCCGCGCGAGCAAAGUCCGCUGCGAUCGUGAAGUUCCUUGUGGAAAUUGCGUCAAACGAAACUUCACAUGUUCCUACGGUCGCCCAUCAUCAUCCAAGAGGCUCUCCAUACCAACGGUAUCCCUCAAUGCACCCUCCGCACCGUCACAUUCCCAAUUUGUUUCCCCCGCUGUCGGAUCCUCCUACUCGAUUCCCUCGCAUGAUGCCUCUUACGCUGUUGAUCAGCACUCUGGGAUGAGUGAUGAGUACGACCCAGAUCUCCCGGAGAUGAUCGAUGUUUCACAGAACGAAUGGGACGAGAUAAAUUCCAAGAUGGUCGCCAUGGAACAGAUCCUUGGGAGCCUUCAUUCGCUUUUCAACACACACUCCUCGCGAAAACGAAGCGAGGACCAAGGCAUGGAACGAAAGGAUUCUACCCGGUCGGAGGGUGUUUACGGAUCGAACGUGUUGAGGACUGGACCGGUUCAUCUUGGGGCUAGAUCCGCAUUGGUAGACAUUUUGGACAAAUCUAAGAGCUCAGAAGAUGCAGCGCAGGCGCUGCCUCAGGAGGAUCUGUUAGCGGAACUAGCGCUAGGCAAUGAGUCUGUUGCGUAUCCAUUUGUGGAUCUGUGGUCGUCUGAUCCGUUCACUUUCAAUAUCGCUGGAGUGUGCUUGGUUCUUCCGGACGAUGAUCAAUGUCGGAGGUUUGUGAAGUUCUAUAAGGAUAUCGGUGCGGUGUUGUACCCUGUACUACCAGAUCUCGCUGAGCUGGAGCGGAAGACAAGUCGCCUACUAUUGGGAAGACAGCAGGCCGGUGGUGUAUAUAAACCAGAUGCCAAUGGACUAGUUAAGCCAUUUGGAAUAGAGUUGCCAUUUCUCAGUUUGCUGUUCGCCGUCCUGGCCUCCGGGUGUCAAUUGUCUGACCUGCCAGAACGCGACCGUGAGCUGACAUCAUGGGUAUACGUAUCUUGCGCAUACCAAUGCCUUCGCAUGUUGAAUUAUGUCUCGCAACCCACGGUCGAGGUUAUACAGAUUCUACUCAUUAUCAGUAAUGUUUUGUCAUAUAACAUGAAUGCUGGAUCAUCCUACACUUUGCUGGGCAUGACGGAACGUAUGUGUCUUGUCCUGGGACUUCAUGUCGAGACCACAGGCUUUACACCCGAGGAGGAAGCUGUUAGAAGGCGUAUCUGCCAACCUGAAAUUCCUUUUGAUCCUAAAUCGAUGCCGGGACAUCGCACCUAUUUUGAAACAUUGUGUCGGGUCGUGUCGCUCGCAUUGGAGGUGUUGCGAUCACGAAUGCAACCAAAUUCUUCCCAACCACGAUUCCACGAAAUCCAAGAAUAUAAAGAUCGAAUUCAGCGCAUGCUUGCAGAAGCCACGCCGCAUCUGCGACAUCGAGAGAACUGCUUUUCUUUGGCCCAACAUAUCGAACGAACGGAGCUCCGCCUCCAUUCUUCAUACCUGCUUUCUGUCCUCUGUCGUGUGUCAUUAGACUCGCAUGCACAUCUAGACGAACAUCGCAGAGCUUUGAUUCGGGAGGACUGUAUCACCAGCUUGAUUGAUACUGUGGAUGCGUUUGUGGAGUUGCAUGAAAUCAACAUACACUGUUCCCGAUCUUGGAUUAGUUUGCAAAGAUCAAUCGCCUCGGCUUUCUUGCUGAUCACCAAUGAUGAUGGUCCACGGACGUGGGAGCUCAUCAAUCGACUGGAAAAGGUCUUGGCCGACCAUGUAUACGCUGACGGCGACGCCGAUCAUAAUAACCGCACAGAUUCCGCGACGCAUCUUGCAUCUUCUCUUCGCGCCUUGAGGGAAAUCCGCGAGGCAUUCUGCGCCCGUAAACCUGCACCACCGACCGCAGAACCAGACCAGUAUCAUUACUCCGCUCUCAUUAUGCCUUCCCCGCCAUCGAUCGAUACGAGUCCUGAAUUGCCCGCAAACUUCGCAACCGCCGGUACCGCUCUGCCGAUGGACGAUUGGAGUAUGCGCAAUAUUUUAGGUCGUGUGUCGGAUGUCAUGUUGUUUCCGAGUAUGAGUGGGGGUCCAGCAAUUUAG
Messenger RNA from Penicillium angulare, 2085 nucleotides. RefSeq lists its product as uncharacterized. Bases 1 to 2085 code for a protein of 694 amino acids. Gene Ontology annotation, biological process: regulation of DNA-templated transcription; DNA-templated transcription. The transcript is spliced from 5 exons. NCBI's taxonomy places the organism in Eukaryota, Fungi, Ascomycota, Eurotiomycetes, Eurotiales, Aspergillaceae. The record is from RefSeq and is a predicted model, not a curated record. Gene Ontology annotation, molecular function: DNA-binding transcription factor activity, RNA polymerase II-specific; zinc ion binding; DNA binding.